Nannospalax galili (Upper Galilee mountains blind mole rat) is the source of this 1008-nucleotide messenger RNA. It is a transcript of the gene Zscan31, whose product is annotated as zinc finger and SCAN domain containing 31. Lineage: Eukaryota; Metazoa; Chordata; Mammalia; Rodentia; Spalacidae. The record is from RefSeq and is a predicted model, not a curated record. The transcript has 2 exons.
AUGGAGGGUGGUAAAACUAUACCUAUAAAUCAGGAGUUGGCUUCAAAGCAAGAAAUCUUAAACAAAGCAGAACAUUUUGGGACUAGAAGACUUCAGAAAGAUGCUCUUCUGAAUCCUAAGUACAGAGAAGCUUGUAAAUAUAAGAGGAUAGAAAAGCAGUGUCAACACCCUGCUGGAGAGAGAUGCUACAGAUGCAAUGAAUGUGGGAAAAGCUUCACUCAGAGCUCAGUCCUCAUUCAGCAUCAGAGAAUCCACACUGGAGAGAAGCCAUAUAAAGGUGAAGAGUGUGGGCAGGCAUUCAACCAGAAAUCAGGCCUGAAUGAACAUCAGCGGAGCCAUACUGGAGAGAAACCUUAUCAAUGUAAAGAGUGUGGGAAAGCCUUCAGUGCCGACAAUGACCUCAUUAGACACAGAAGAAUUCACACAGGAGAAAAACCCUAUGAAUGUGAAGCCUGUGGGAAAGCUUUCCGCCUUAGCUCACAUCCUGUCCCGCAUCAGCAGAUACACACCAGAGAGAAGCGCUACCAGUGUAAUGAGUGAGGCAAAGUCUUCAUUGAGAAUGCGGAGCUUUUCCAGCAUCUCUGCAUCCACACUGCUGAGAAAUCUUGUUAGUGUAGUCAGUGCAGUAAAAACUUUAGUAGCUGGACACUCCGUAUGACUCACCAGAGAAGCCACACAGGAGAGAGACCUUACAAAUGUGAUGAGUGUGGGAAAGCCUUCAGUCAUCACUGGAACCUUAUUAGGCAUUUUAGAACACAUACUCUUGCUCAACUGGACUAAUUCUGUGGACUUGGCAGGCCCCUAAAUGGUGUCAUCUUAGAAAGCAUGACCUAUUUUAGUCUUAAGAAAUUUGUUUUGCUUUGGAAUGAAUCGCUUGUCUAAAAACCAGAUACUGGAUAGGUGCCUGUGGGUGUUCCAGACAGCCUUUGAAUUCCCUAUCCCUAGUUUAUCCCUAAUGAUCUCCCUUAAAGCAAACAAAUCUUGGAAUAAACUGGAACAGAGAAGCUG